Molecule: messenger RNA, 981 nt
Organism: Athene cunicularia (burrowing owl)
Lineage: Eukaryota; Metazoa; Chordata; Aves; Strigiformes; Strigidae
Gene: LRRD1
Product: leucine rich repeats and death domain containing 1
Molecular function (GO): protein binding
Source: RefSeq, a predicted model, not a curated record
AUGCCUCUGCUUGCUUUUGAAAACCAAAAUUUAAACUAUUUGCUCUUACACAACAAUGAAAUAAAAACAUUGCAUUCAAAUACAGGUAAUCUAACUAAUCUGGAAAUCCUGUUACUUGAAAGAAAUAGACUGAUGCUGUUGCCACCAGAAAUACCCAUACUUCAUAAACUGAUGGUAUUGAAUGUCAGUCACAACAGUUAUCUGUCAUGUCUCCCUAAAGAAUUCUUAAAGAUUCUAAAGAUUAAGGAAUUCUUUCUCAAUUACUGCAACACUGAUGAAUUUCCUUUUGCAUUGGAAAGCCCUGAAACUUUAGAGCUUGCAGGCAACAAGAUAAAAACUUUACUAGAUACCAUAGUGGACAUGAAAAAUUUGAAGGUACUCAACAUUGAUUCUACUCAAAUCUCAGUAUUCUCAAGGGUUCUUUGCUACCUUCCUCAUCUAGUAACCAAAGCUGACCUCAGCAAUAAGUGCUCUCAGUUUCCAGAUGCAUUGUGUGCACUAUUUGAUCUUAAACCCUUAAAUCUUAGUGUUAACUCUAUUUCAGAAAUAAUACCUGGAAUUUCUGACAUUAAAGAUUUGGGGCAUCUAGAGUUAAACAAAAAAAAUCCUGUCCUUAUCUUCUGCAUCUUGUGUAGCCUUACAAAAUCAGUUUACUUGGAUGUAAGUGAGAAUGAAAUCAAUAGCAUGCCAGCAGUGGUGUCCCAGAUGAAGGCUCUUCAGGUACUGCUGUUACACCAUAAUAAGUUUGACUCAUUCCCUAAAGAAUUCUGUUCUUUAAAGUGUUUGAAAACACUCAGCAUUUCAAAUAAUCAAAUAAAGAGUAUUCCUUUCCAGAUAAGAAAUCUGGAAGCGAUCAAAUACUUAAAUUUAUCUAAAAUUGCAGAGGAGCUAUCUAAACUGGUUUGCCUCAGGGAACUGCACAUAUCUCAAAAUGCAUUAAAGGAAAUUCCAAAUAACAUUGGGGAACUUAGUCUGGAGUAG